Cladocopium goreaui is the source of this 4071-nucleotide messenger RNA. The record is from the annotation of a GenBank genome assembly. Lineage: Eukaryota; Dinophyceae; Suessiales; Symbiodiniaceae.
AUGGGUAGCGGUGGCAGCAGAGAGAUUCACCACCACCACGAGGACAAGGAAUCCAAGGAAAUGACCCGAAAAGCCAAUGAGGAGAUGGCUGCAAUCCGCAGCCAAAUGGCAGAGCAGGAGAGGAGGAAUCAGCAGAAUCUGGAACGACAUCAAGAAGCUUUGCGCAGAGCUGAACAACUCCAUGCUGAAGAAAGAGACGCUUUUAUGCAGCGUUUGCAGGCAGAACAGGAGGAAAGGAGAAGGGAGAGCGAGAGAGCUCGUGAACAACUCGAACAACAAGAGCGUGAGGCUGAGCAACGCUUGGUUGAGGAACUUCAGAGAGAGCGCUACAAUGUACAAAAGGCCAAGGUUGAGAAGUGGCAAAGGUUGAAGCGAGACUAUCCAAUCCCCUCCUUCCUUCGGAAGUACGUCAACGAAGUGAGUGAGGAUGCAGAGGCUGAUGCUGCUCGAGACCGCUUCGUGAACGUGGCCAUGCUUGGAGAUUCGGGAACCGGAAAGAGUUCAUUGAUCAAAGACAUCCUGAAACACUUUGGAGUCGACUUGCCUCAGGACCAGAUGCCUAAAGUCUCCAUGGAAGGUGAUGGCACGCUUCUGCCCACACGAUUUCCCUUAGAGAAACUGGGCCAAGUCUCUCUGUGGGAUCUCCCCGGCCAAGGAACUUCGAAGAUUCCUUCCAUGACAUAUCUCUGCAACAUGGGCCUGAAAUACUUCGAUGCCGUCUACAUCGUCACGGAUGGUCGUUGGUCUGAAGGGGAUGACAACCUUCUGGCUGCCAUCCACUAUGCAGGCAUUCGAUGCUUCGUUGUCCGAAGCAAAGUGGAUCUUGCCGGUGAUGCUGGAGUGGAGGAUAAGGGAUGGGGCCUAGCUGAGACGCUGUCGCAUGUGCAUCAGCAGUUGCAACGGCAGACUCGGCUGAAACCACAUCGCAUCCAUCUCUUGACAUCCAGGGAUCGCUUUUGGAAGGACUUCGGCUCUGUGGACAACUUCUGCAAACAUCUCCAAGAGGAAGUGGAAGCGUCUCUGAAGGAAGAGGUUGCAGAGCAAAUGUUUGAAGAGGCGCCGCAGGAAGAUGUGAACAUGGAUGCAGUGGAUGCAAUGGAUGACUGCAUCAUGACAUGUGAUGAUCAGGUCGAUAAGGUCGAGUACCUUCGCCUUGACAUUGACAAUCAGUGCUUCAAAUCAGAUCGAAGAGGAUCAAAUUCCACACGGCCAGACAACCUUGCGAACCACCUUUCUGAUGUCGGAUUGAAGCUGAAGAGCGUUCACACUUUCAACCAGAUCAAGUCAGUCUUUGAAGGGUUGAAGGGAGUUGUUGACAGCCUUGUCAGCCUUGUUUUGCAGGUGGCUCUUUGGGAGCACAGCAGUUGGGAGCUUUGCACGCUUUUCAGUAGUGAGCAUGUUAAGGAUUUGUUGUCGGUGUCAAGAUCCACGCCAGCGAAGGUCCCAUUCAAUGAGCAUUCUCGAACUGCUUUGAAGAAGGUCCGUCAUUCAACCACGCGCCAGCCUGGGCAUUUGAGGCUGACUUGUGUGAUGUGGCAAGGCGUCAUAUUGGAAGCAGAGGUUGGUGGCGGACUGAAGAUUGUUCCUGUUUUUUUUUGGUGCCCAGCAGCUGACAGCCCAAAGCCCGCCAGAACUCGACCAAUUUGCGCCGCUGCAAACAUGGGUAGCGGUGGCAGCAGAGAGAUUCACCACUACCACGAGGACAAGGAAUCCAAGGAAAUGACCCGAAAAGCCAAUGAGGAGAUGGCUGCAAUCCGCAGCCAAAUGGCAGAGCAGGAGAGGAGGAAUCAGCAGAAUCUGGAACGACAUCAAGAAGCUUUGCGCAGAGCUGAACAACUCCGUGCUGAAGAAAGAGACGCUUUUAUGCAGCGUUUGCAGGCAGAACAAGAGGAAAGGAGAAGGGAGAGCGAGAGAGCUCGCGAACGGGUGGCUCUUUGGGAGCACAGCAGUUGGGAGCUUUGCACGCUUUUCAGUGACCAUGUUGAGGAUUUGCUGUCGGUGUCAAGAUCCACGCCAGCGAAGGUCCUAUUCAAUGAGCAUUCUCGAACGACUUUUGAAGAAGGUUGGUGGCGGACUGAAGAUUGUUCCUGUUUUUUUUGGUGCCCAGCAGCUGACAGCCCAAAGCCCGCCAGAACUCGACCAAUUUGCGCCGCUGCAAACAUGGGUAGCGGUGGCAGCAGAGAGAUUCACCACUACCACGAGGACAAGGAAUCCAAGGAAAUGACCCGAAAAGCCAAUGAGGAGAUGGCUGCAAUCCGCAACCAAAUGGCAGAGCAGGAGAGGAGGAAUCAGCAGAAUCUGGAACGACAUCAAGAAGCUUUGCGCAGAGCUGAACAACUCCAUGCUGAAGAAAGAGACGCUUAUGUGCAGCGUUUGCAGGCAGAACAAGAGGAAAGGAGAAGGGAGAACGAGAGAGCUCGUGAACAACUCGAACAACAAGAGCGUGAGGCUGAACAACGCUUGGCUGAGGAACUUCAGAGAGAACGUGACAACGUACAAAAGGCCAAGGUUGAGAAGUGGCAAAGGUUGAAGCGAGACUAUCCAAUCCCCUCCUUCCUUCAGAACUACGUCAACGAAGUGAGUGAGGAUGCAGAGGCUGAUGCUGCUCGAGACCGCUUCGUGAACGUGGCCAUGCUUGGAGAUUCGGGAACCGGAAAGAGUUCAUUGAUCAAAGUCAUCCUGAAACACUUUGGAGUCGACUUGCCUCCGGACCAGAUGCCUAAAGUCUCCAUGGAAGGAACUUCGAAGAUUCCUUCCAUGACAUAUCUCUGCAACAUGGGCCUGAAAUACUUCGAUGCUGUCUGCAUCGUCACGGAUGGUCGUUGGUCUGAAGGGGAUGACAACCUUCUGGCAGCCAUCCACUAUGCAGGCAUUCGAUGCUUCGUUGUCCGAAGCAAAGUGGAUCUUGCCGGUGAUGCUGGAGUGGAGGAUAAGGGAUGGGGCCUAGCUGAGACGCUGUCGCAUGUGCAUCAGCAGUUGCAACGGCAGACUCGGCUGAAACCACAUCGCAUCCAUCUCUUGACAUCCAGGGAUCGCUUUUGGAAGGACUUCGGCUCUGUGGACAACUUCUGCAAACAUCUCCAAGAGGAAGUGGAAGCGUCUCUGAAGGAAGAGGUGGCGGAGCAAAUGUUUGAAGAGGCGCCGCAGGAAGAUGUGAACAUGGAUGCAAUGGAUGCAAUGGAUGCAAUGGAUGCAAUGGAUGCAACGGAUGCAAUGGAUGACUGCAUCAUGACAUGUGAUGAUAAGGUCGAUAAGGUCGAGUGCCUUCGCCUUGACAUUGACAAUCAGUGCUUCAAAUCAGUCGGCUUUGUGAAGCGGGUUGUGAUGCGCAGAAGCCACGACUGUGUCGUGGCCUUGUCACUUUUUGGUGGUCGUUGUGCUUUUAAAAAUUCGGAAAGUGAGCCUGAUAUGGAUGAUAUGGGACUGCGUUGCUUUCAGACAGUGAAGGGGCCGCUAGUCAGCCUCAACCUUGAGAAGUUGCCGCACGUUGCCCACCAUGCUUCUGACGUCAGCAAGUUGCAUGUCAGUUUUAUCGGCUCUACAGCAAAGCGCUACGUGCUACGCCAGCUGAAACAGCAUGACAAAUCCAAAAACUGCUGCUUGCUCAUUUUCUUCCACACCGUUUGCUCCUAUUUGGCACAGUUUAUGACUUGGAUUCGCGGCAGCAAGGUGGCCAGUAGCGCGGAGCAAGGUGACCACACGUCACCUCCGCAUGGUGAUGGCGCCGAGAUGGAAACGAUCAUGGGCGGCGAGCUCGUGAGCGAGUUGGGGCCGGAUCAGCUCAGGACCUUUGUGACUUGUCCAGAUCUCACAAUGACUGAGAUGCAAUAUGUGCAUUUUGCCCUUGAUUGGUUUUAUCUUUUCGAGUUUGAGAGCGAACAUGCUGCCAUGGUGCAUCGCAAGGCCGCAGCGGCCGCAGUUACAAAACUGCACGUUCGCACUGAAAAACCGAACUUGGCAUCCCCUGUCACACAGGCAGCUGAGCAAGACCUUCAGGAUGCUUGUGCGUGGUGUUGGAGCCCUAUGGUAACAGCAGAUGACGUUUUCGUUGGAGAGGGCUCGCCGAGAUGA